AUGGGCCAGUCUCUGAUGAAGCUCUUCUUCGACAACUCCUGCCAGAAAGAAGUGAAGGUUGCGAUGCUUGGGCUGGACGCCGCCGGCAAAACGACGAUCCUGCACCGGCUGCACGUCGGCGAAGUUCUGUCGACGGUGCCGACAAUCGGUUUCAACGUGGAGAAAGUUAAUGUGGCCUUCACGGUGUGGGACGUUGGAGGGCAGGACAAGCUGCGGCCGCUCUGGAGGCACUACUUGAGCAACUCGGACGCCUUGAUAUACGUUGUUGAUUCGACGGACAGGGACCGGAUUGGGGUUGCCAGGGAGGAGUUCCAGGCAAUCGUCAAGGACCCGCUCAUCCUCAGCAGCAUUCUUCUCGUGCUCGCCAACAAGCAGGAUAUGGUAAUCAUCAGUGACUCGUCCAAAGCAAACCGAGGCAGACAACGCCUCUCAUCUGUGUUCGGUGUUCCUUUUUCUUCGCAGAAAGGCGCGAUGAGCCCCUCCGAAGUGGAAAAAAAUUGGGUGAGCGACGGGUCCAUUAAACCACCCAUGCGCCCCUAG
Molecule: messenger RNA, 540 nt
Organism: Miscanthus lutarioriparius
Lineage: Eukaryota; Viridiplantae; Streptophyta; Magnoliopsida; Poales; Poaceae
Source: the annotation of a GenBank genome assembly